This is a messenger RNA of Arachis stenosperma, 1492 nucleotides long. RefSeq lists its product as uncharacterized. Bases 277 to 867 code for a protein of 196 amino acids. Gene Ontology annotation, cellular component: membrane. NCBI's taxonomy places the organism in Eukaryota, Viridiplantae, Streptophyta, Magnoliopsida, Fabales, Fabaceae. The transcript has 6 exons. Gene Ontology annotation, molecular function: transmembrane transporter activity. Gene Ontology annotation, biological process: transmembrane transport. The record is from RefSeq and is a predicted model, not a curated record.
CCCCCUUUUCCGUUCCGAUAUUCUAACGAACUCAAGAAUGGUAGCUGAACACGCAUACCCUCACUCAAUCUUCAAAACUCCAACUUAACACCACUUCACACGCCUUUAAUUUUCCGCUACCUUUCUUAAAUAAUGAGAAGAAAAACAGCAACAAAAGCACAGCAUGGUUGGUUAUGCAUAUACCUUUAAUUCUUAAUAUAUAUAGGACAAGAAUAAGGCACCAUGAUUGAAGAGCGUUAAAGUUUCAUUUCAACUACUAGCAGUAAACUAAUAUUAAUGGAUUGGUCUAGCUCUGGCAUCACUACAUGGUUUAGAAGGCAUCAUCACCACACAAAAUUGAGAGUCGUUGGCAUUCUUAUUUUGAGUCAACUUGUUUCUCUAACUCUUGCUCUCCUAAGCCUCACUUCCUCUCUCAUCUCCCAAAAAUUUGGCGUUUAUGCGCCUCUCACUCAGAGUCUCUUUGUCUACGCAUCUUUGGCUUUGGUUUAUGGAACCAUCUUGCUCUUUAGGAAUCAAAAACCUCUGGGUUUUUGGUAUUGGUAUUUAUUGUUAGGUAUUGUUGAUGUUCAGGGCAAUUAUUUGGUUAACAAAGCAUAUCAGUAUUCGUCAAUUACUAGUGUGACCCUACUCGAUUGUUGGACAAUACCUUGGGCCAUUCUAUUCACAUGGAUUUUCCUUGGCACAAGAUAUUCUUUAUGGCAGUUAAGUGGUGCAGCUAUAUGUGUACUUGGCCUCUGUUUAGUCAUGUUUUCUGAUAGUGAAGUUGGUGGUGGAGGCGGUUCAAAGCCUCUCUUAGGUGAUGUACUUGUGAUUGGAGGAACACUUUUCUACGCAAUUAGCAAUGUUGGUGAGGUAAUUUCUGGCUGAAAUUGAGGGACCUGAGCAAAAAUCUGAUUCACGCUGAAAAAGGACUGCUGAUGUUGUUGGAUUCUGACCUCCCUGCACUCGAAAUAGAUUUUCUAAAGCUACAGAACUCCAAUUGGCGCGCUCUCAACGGCGUUGAAAAGUAGACAUCCUGAGCUUUCCAGCAAUAUAUAAUAGUUCAUACUUUGUUCGAGAUUAGACGACACAAACUGGCGUUCAACGCUAGUUCCAUGCUGCAUUCUGGAGUAAAACGCCAGAAACACGUCACAAACCAGAGUUAAACGCCAAAAACACGUUACAACUUGGCGUUUAACUCCAAGAGAAGCCUCUACACGUGUAAAGCUCAGGCUCAGCCCAAGCACACACCAAAGUGGGCCCCGGAAGUGGAUUUCUGCACUUAGACUUAUUUCUGUAAACCCUAGUAGCUAGUUUAGUAUAAAUAGAACUUUUUACUAUUGUACAAGGGGUCCUUCUCCCUAUUUUCGAAUUCAUAUGUCUUUUGUGGAGGCUGGCCAUUUGGCCAUGCCUAGACCAUCACUUAUGUAUUUUCAACGGUGGGGUUUCUACACACCAUAGAUUAAGUGUGUGGAGCUCUGCUGUACCUUGAGUUUUAAUGCAAUUACUACUA